CAAGGACUAGUCAAACGGGGUCCUUAUUUGGGUCCUCAAGUAUUGUAAAUAACAUCAGUUAGCAAACGGAGCUGAAACGAAUUAAAAUUUAACACUGAAUGCGUUUACGUUUAAAUAAAUCAUGGAUGAAACUGAACUAGAGAGGAAAGCAGUGGAGGAGCUCCUUAAAGAAACCAGCAGAGCAAAAGUCCGUGCUGAGACGAUGGGUGCUACUGGAUGGAUGAAAUGUCCACUUGGAAGCACAAACAAGCGCUUUCUUUUGAACACUCUUCGGACCUCUGCUGUGAGGGGUCAGCCUGCGCAUCAGCGCGCUUCGGAGAGGGAUAGAGAUGAACAUAGGUACAAAAGAGCUUGUGAAAAACAUCGCAACACGGACUGUGAAAAGUGCAAUCACAAAAAAGACUAUUCGCACAGAAGACACCACUCCGAUUCUCAUUCACACGCUUCCAAACGCCGCUCUUCCUCACACAAUCAUUCACCAUCCCGAAGAAGACACUCCCCUCACCUCUCCCGGAAGUCAAAAAGGACUCGAUCUCGUUCACCAGUGCGGGACAGUUCCCCAGAUGUCAAAAAAUACACUGACAAAGGGGGGAAAUGACGUAACGCUCUCUUUAUAGCAUCUUUGUUUGCUCUCUACAUGUCCUAUCAAUGCAAUAUUUCCAUUAAGUUGCUGAACAAUAAUAUUAAAAUUGUAUUUAAAAGAACUAAAAGACGGAUUUUAAAUAUUGUAUUGAGAGAGGCUGUGAAUAUCAUUUUUGACUUCUAAGGGUGGUUUUCAGAGCUUAGUAGGUCAUUGUGUAUAUAUUUAUAUAUAUAUAUAUAUAUAUAUAUAUAUAUAUAUAUAUAUAUAUAUAAUAUAUAUAGAUUUAUUUAUUUAUUUUAUAAACAUAAUUUGUGUGUGUGUACAAACAGUAGAUGUGUUUAUCCUUUCUGCAAAUUAAAACUGACCAGCAAUAAAACCAGCAAUAAACAUGA
This is a messenger RNA of Puntigrus tetrazona (Sumatra barb), 975 nucleotides long. RefSeq names its product protein POLR1D-like. The transcript is spliced from 3 exons. The record is from RefSeq and is a predicted model, not a curated record. NCBI's taxonomy places the organism in Eukaryota, Metazoa, Chordata, Actinopteri, Cypriniformes, Cyprinidae. Bases 122 to 598 code for a protein of 158 amino acids.